Molecule: messenger RNA, 8137 nt
Organism: Seriola aureovittata
Lineage: Eukaryota; Metazoa; Chordata; Actinopteri; Carangiformes; Carangidae
Product: adenylate cyclase type 1-like
Exons: 20
Coding region: 2937-6428 (1163 amino acids)
Biological process (GO): cAMP biosynthetic process; intracellular signal transduction; adenylate cyclase-activating G protein-coupled receptor signaling pathway
Cellular component (GO): plasma membrane
Molecular function (GO): adenylate cyclase activity
Source: RefSeq, a predicted model, not a curated record
GAUGCUAUACAACUGACAUGUGGUGGAGAAGAUUUUAAUUGCUCCGGAGAGCUCAGGCUUUUUAGUCAUCAAGCUGUUAUUCAAAUAACAGUUUUGCAAUGUAAAUAUGUCAGGAACAUAAUCAGCUGUUUUACAUCAUUUCAGAUCCUCAGCUGUUUCAUGUCUUUCCAUCUGAGACUUUUUUUUUUUUUUUUUUUUUUUUUUUUUACAUGAAGAAAUAUCAAGAGACAGAAAUAGAAAGACAGAGACAGAGGAAGUGAAGAUGAUUUUUAGUAGAGAGGCAUGCAGCAGGAAGCAGGCUGCUGUCUCCUUGUCCAAUGCCCUUGGAGUGCAGCUUUGUGGUGUGAACUCCCAUAAGACCUCUCUUUGUUCUCAGAAGAUGAGGGCUGGCAGAGUGUGACCGUGCACUUACACCUGAAGCCAUCAAAAGCAGAGGGAAUAACACUUUUACGCCAUACGAUGCCUCUGCUCUUAUCCCCCAGUGUUCGUGGCCACAAACAGGCCAAGAGGUCCUGGGGGAAAUACUAUGCACCUUCACACACAUGCAAAGAAACCAACUGUCAGUCAACAGCAGCCCCAAAUAAAUAAAUAAAAAGUACAAAUCUGCAUGUGCAGAUACAUAAAUGGCAAUUUGAAUGUCAGAUUUUCAUCUUGUUUGACUGCAUAGUUUGACAUUUACAUCAAAGGAAUGUGAGAUGUCUUCUACAACUGAAAAUCCCAGCGCUAAUUAUCGAGAUUAAUUUAGGAGCUGUUACACAAGGAAUAUUGAAAUAUUGAUUAAGGCGAUGACAGGAAAUCAAUGCCAGAUUAAUUACACUCUGGGCUACAAAUGACAACACUGUUUUGUUACAGUGGCAUAUCACCUCCGUGAGAGCCUUGCUACAGUAUUUCUGUCACUGACAGGCAAACUACAAUAACACAUCAGCAUUUGUGUGUCAGCUAAUAAAGUCCGUGAAAAGUAACAGGAGUAAAAACCUUGUAGAUAAGACAGAAUAUCAGCCUAAAAGCAACGUGUCCUAUAUCCUGUGUCCCACAUCUUUCUCUCAGAGGAGCAGGGGUAGAUAACACAGAGGAGUGAGAGUGUCAGGUGGACGAGAGGGAAAGGUAGGGGCCACUGUUGUGGACACGUCCGCAGCAACAGAGCUGUGGGUUUGUGACAGCAAGCAUUUUGCAAUUAUCAAUUAAUAAAUAAUUUUUUCUAUUAAACCCCCCACCAGUACAAAAAUGCUUUUUAUUAUUUUUUACUUGAGUUGGAUGUCCAAGCAUCACUGAAGAAUAAAAGGAUUUUUAAGGUAGUAGCCUAUAACUUAAUAUGUGACACAUAUUAUUAUUCAAAGCAUUUUUUAUUUAUCUUAAAAGAAGUCCGGAAGGGAUGCCUAUUUGUUUGGUCUAUAAAAUGUCAGAAAAUACUCAGAAAUGCUAGUCACAAUUGCCCAAAGUCCAAGAGGACAUCUUAAAAAUGUUUUUUUUUUUUUUUUAUUUCUAUCCAAAACUCAAAGGGAUCCUGUUUAAAUUAAUGUAAAACAGAGACAAGCAGCAAGCCCUCACAUUUUAGAAUUCAGAGAAUAGUUUGGCUUAAUCAUUGAUAGAAAUUGUUAUUAGAUUGUCAAUUGAUUAAUCAAUUAAGGUCUAAUACAGCAAUAGCUAUUUGCACUUAUUUUUUGCCAUAAAAACAUUUGCUUUGAUGCUUCUCUCUGGCCAGGCUGGUCUUUCAUAAAGCACUGCUUCUUUUUCUUUUUGUCUCAGAAUUUGGUAAGCUGCCAAAUACUUUACUUCUCCAUUUGCGUUUUCACUACACCCCAUCCUUUCCCCUCUCUCUUUGUUUACCUGUCACACUGUAGCUGUAGAUCAGUGAAUACUAACAGCUGAGAGCGAGAGAGGGAGAGGGAGCCAGGGAGGAGAACAGGAGGCAUGCGAGUGUCCUAGUAGCAUGGUGGAGUGCUGGACUUUGGCAUGGGCCAUCCAUCUGUCACUUUCUUACACCCCUCCCUGGUACUGACGGGUCAUGGCAAUGGCAGCCUGUGACGGAUGACUAAUCUUCCCCUGGUAAUGAAUGAGACACCACCCCCUGAAUGCCAAGAGGGUGCUGAUGGUGAGGGUGGCUGCCUCAUUGGCAAUACAGAAAUCAUUAUGAUGAAUGGUAUGUAAGCAUGUUAUCCCAUGUCUGUGCCAGCCUGCCAAAUGGGCUACAGUACCUGCCAGCUUAGGAGAAUCUCUAGUGAGAAUCUCAUGAAUCGUGGUCUGAAAACAUUGAUACAGAACAUCUAUUAAUUCUGCCUCCUUUCCUCUCAUCAUCUGUGUUUAAUGCAUGUGUAUGAGUGUAGGAGUCAGGAAAGGGAAGAGCAUAAAUUAACCAGUAAAUGUAAAAAAAAUUAGAUUGCACAGAGUGUAAUGAUGGAAACAGGGCAUGUGUAGGUGGGAAAGAAAAGAGGACAUUGCUAUUAUGGAUGAUGCAUGCACUGUCCUGUUAGAUGGGAGAGGGACGCUCUGCAGCCGCACCAGUCAAAUCGUCUUGACUGUGUUGAGUAGCUGAGACCUGUCUUAUCUUCACCUCAUAAUGCGCAGGCGUGAUCCUAUCUGAGCCCAGCAAAAAGCUGUUACCAUCUGAACUAGACGUCGUGUGCGCGGCUCUUCAUGUGGCGCUCCAGCCGAUGCUUUAAAAAUUGUAUUUUUGAUAUAUUUGUCUUACAGAUCGCGUGCAAAGACAGCCCGGACAUGAAUGUUUCUUUGGAAGCUGAUCUCACCGAACAACACAAUCCAACCUGUGGAUAGUGAGGAGCGCGUCUGUGGCCACCGGCCAGUCUCCGCUAUCUGGGACGCUCUGCCUCCAGCCCGCUGUGCGCGUCUUUUUUUUCUUCCCACCGUUGGCUCCGGUCUGUGUCGGCGGGGGGAUCCGGUGUUCCGUUUGACCUAAGCUGUGAGCAGGUAUUCAGUUUAUGAAUGGCACUGGCAUGGAGGAAAUACCGUUUCAGAAAGUCAAAACCAGGCGGAAGAGAAGUCACUGCCCACCGGGCGUCCCUUUGACCACCAUCGUGUGUGAGGACGAGUUCGACUGCAAGGAGCUCGAGUCCCUCUUCCAGAACUACAACCUGAAGCUGGAGCAGACGUCCACCCUCAAAGCCCUGGCCGUGCUCAUCUUCAUGUCCUCGACACUGGCCGUGGUGGAGUUACUGUCCGGCCCCAGCCUCACCAUCUCCAAGGGGUCCCAUCCGGUCCACUGUGUCAUCUUCGUCUCCCUGUUCAUCGUAACUAAUGUCAAGUACCUGCAAGUGACUCAGCUCCAACAGAUUGUCAACCUGACGCUGCUCUUCGGCUUCACUUUCUCUUUCCUCUGCUGUCCCUUCUCCCUGGGCGCGAUGGGGAUGGAGCCGCCGACGUCCCCGGAGCAAGGCAUGUGGCAGCUCAUCCUGGUCACCUUCGUCGCCUACGCGCUCCUACCUGUGCGGACACUCUUGGCUGUUGUGUUUGGAAUAAUGGUCUCCAUCUCGCAUUUGAUUGUGACUGCCACUUCAGUCACAGUGAAAACACAGAAACUGUGGAGAUCGUUGGUUGCCAACACAGUGCUGUUCACCAGUGUCAACCUGUCAGGGCUGUUUGUGCGCAUCCUGACAGAACGAGCCCAGAGGAAGGCCUUCCUGCAGGCUCGCAACUGCAUUGAAGAGAGACUCCGCAUGGAGGAUGAGAACGAGAAGCAGGAGCGCCUGCUAAUGAGUCUGUUGCCCAGGAACGUAGCUAUGGAGAUGAAAGAGGAUUUCCUGAAGCCCCCAGAAAGGAUCUUUCACAAAAUCUACAUCCAGCGCCAUGACAAUGUCAGCAUCCUGUUUGCAGAUAUAGUUGGUUUCACCAGCCUGGCCUCCCAGUGUACAGCCCAGGAGCUGGUUAAACUACUAAAUGAGCUUUUUGGAAAGUUUGAUGAGCUUGCCACGGAGAACCACUGUCGCAGGAUUAAGAUCCUGGGGGAUUGCUACUACUGUGUGUCUGGACUGACCCAACCCAAGACUGACCACGCCCACUGCUGUGUAGAGAUGGGUCUGGACAUGAUUGAUACCAUAACGUCAGUAGCAGAGGCCACAGAAGUCAACCUAAACAUGCGCGUGGGCUUGCAUACAGGUCGGGUGCUCUGUGGAGUGCUGGGCCUCAGGAAAUGGCAAUAUGAUGUUUGGUCCAAUGAUGUGACCCUGGCCAAUGUGAUGGAGGCUGGAGGACUACCUGGGAAAGUCCACAUCACCAGAUCUACACUGGAGUGCCUAAAUGGAGACUAUGAGGUGGAGCCUGGAAACGGUCAUGAAAGGAACGCCUUCCUCCAAAAACAUGAAAUUGAAACCUUCUUUAUAGUGCCAUCUCACCGACGGAAGAUAUUCCCAGGACUGAUUCUUUCGGAUAUAAAGCCCGCCAAAAAGAUGAAGUUCAAAACUGUGUGCUACUUACUAGUGCAACUUAUGCACUGCAGGAAGAUGUUCAAGGCUGAGAUUCCCUUCUCCAAUGUCAUGAACUGCGAGGACGGGGAUAAGCGGAGAGCCAUGCGGACGGCUCCACAGAAGCUGAGGAAUCGUUCCAACGCUAACCAGGCUAACCUGAUCCAGAGCAGCCCCAGAACCCGGGUCAACCGCUACAUCGGUCGGUUGAUCGAGGCCCGCCAGACUGAGUCAGACACGGCAGACCUCAACGUCCUCACACUCAUGUAUAAGUGCUCUGAGCGCGAGCAAAGGUACCACCAGGUUCCUGAUGAGUACUUCACCAGCGCAGUGGUCCUCUCUCUGAUCCUAGCUGCCUUGUUUGGCCUUGUCUAUCUUCUCAUCAUACCACAGGGCACAGUGAUACUAGUCCUUCUCGUCUUCUGCAUCUGUUUCCUAGUAGCUUGUAUCAUGUACCUGCAUAUCACUAGAGUACAGUGUUUUCCAGGGUGCCUGACCAUUCAGAUUCGCACUGCUCUCUGUAUUCUCAUAGUGCUCUUAAUCUACGCUGUGGCCCAGGCCUGUGUGGUGGGCUGUAUGCCCUGGUUGUGGGGUAGUGCCAACACCAACAGCUCCAUCGUCAUCAUUGAUGUGGACAGCGGCGCCAACCACACCAUGGCGGAGCUGCCUUGUGAUGGUGCCCGCUAUGCCUUUCUUUCCUGUGUGGUGGGCACCCUCACCCUGGCACUUUUCCUGCGGAUAUCCUGGCUGCCGAAGAUGGCGCUAAUGCUCCUUCUGGGGGUGCUGUAUGUCACCGUGUUGGAGCUCAGCGGCUUUCGCAAGACUGAAGGUGGGGGGUCCUUCCACAUCAGGGGCUAUGAGCCCAUCCUGUCUUUGUUGCUCUUUGUCAGUGCCCUGGCCCUCCACUCCAGGCAACUCGACCUCAAACUACGCCUGGACUUCCUAUGGGCUGUGCAGGCGGAGGAGGAAAGGGAUGGCAUGGAGAAAGUCAAGCUGGACAACAGGAGGAUUCUCUUCAACCUUCUGCCCGCACACGUGGCUCAACACUUCCUUAUGUCAAACCCCAGGAACAUGGUGAGCCUCGCUAAUAGACAGGCAGGCAGACAGACAGAAAAACAGGAUCUGUACUAUCAGUCCUAUGCACAAGUAGGUGUCCUGUUUGCCUCUAUCCCAAACUUCAAUGACUUCUACAUCGAGCUGGACGGGAACAACAUGGGAGUGGAGUGCCUCAGACUCCUGAAUGAGAUCAUUGCUGACUUUGACGAGCUCAUGGAUAAGGAGUGCUACAAAGACAUAGAGAAAAUCAAAACCAUUGGCAGUACAUACAUGGCAGCUGUGGGCCUUGUCCCCACCAUUGGUACCAAGGCCAAAAAAUCUGUUUACGACCAUCUUAGCACAAUAGCAGACUACGCCAUUGAGAUGUUUGACGUUUUGGAUGAAAUCAACUAUCAGUCAUACAAUGAGUUUGUCCUGAGAGUGGGUAUCAACAUUGGUCCAGUGGUUGCAGGGGUGAUUGGUGCGCGGCGACCGCAGUAUGACAUCUGGGGGAACACAGUCAAUGUGGCCAGUCGGAUGGACAGCACUGGAGUGCCUGGAAAGAUACAGGUAACUGAAGAGGUCUAUCGCCUGCUGAAUACCAACUAUGACCUGGUGUGCCGUGGCAAAGUCAGCGUUAAGGGUAAAGGUGAGAUGCUGACGUACUUCCUGGAAGGGAAGGUUCAGGGCGUGGGCACCGUAAUCACUUCUUCAGUCAUGCGUUCCGCCAGCUUGGCUCGUCGGAUCCACUCCUGUGGGAAGACGAGCGUCCCGACCAACCUGGGCAGCGUCUCCUCUGCCGCCAGCCUGUUGGGCAGCACUGUUCAGAUGAACACUGCCAACAGCAGCAACAGCCAAGCUACAUGCCUGCCCUCGUCCUGCGUGCCCGCAGUGGGUGAGGAGGACGAGGAGGAGGACUUACAGGUGACAGAGAUUGAGAUUGAGGCUGUGGCAGCUGUUGCGGAUGUUGCAGUGUAGAGAGAAAGACAGGACUAUUAACCUGAAAAAAGGAAAGAAAAUCCUGGUUGGAGGCCUAGAGAAGACAGGGCUGUCCAGGUAUUUCCUAUAAAUCAUGAGCUACUGGCCAAACCCAGAACAUGCUCAUUCAGGAUAUGAACUUCCGGAGAAAUGGCAGGGUGAUGUGGACAAUCAUACUCGCUUUGAGGGAUUUCUAAGACAAACACGGAGUGAAGAAGAACGAUACCCGGAAUCUCAGAUCCUCUUUUAACAUCUCUAUACCAGAUAAUUAGAUUUGUGGUGUUUCUGGGUUCCCUCAGAUCCAGGUAUUAUAAUGUGCAUCUUCAUUUUAUAUGUACUACAUAUUCCGUGUGCAGGGGAUAUGUGCAUUGAUAUCCAGAAAAAGACUGAUCAUGCUAUUGCUUUUGCACUGUCUUUCUGAUUAUGCCAAGGAUACAUUGUAUUAUUUACAGUGUAAAAUGGUGUUGUUUCUUUUUUCUUUUCUUUUUUUUGGUGUAUGUAAGCAUGCAUGUGUGUACUUGUGAGUGUGUAUGCAUGUGUGGUUAACUCUGAAUCGUAACGAAACAGCACAAUUUUUUUGUUUUGGUUUUUUUUUUACACUCGGAGCUCACUGGAUGGAAUAGGCUUUUUCUGAGACAUAUUUACAGUUAAUAGUGCAUGACUUUUUUAAGAGUUGACAGCCAUAGUAACUCCUGUUGAAAGAAACCAAAGUAUUGAGCUUUCCAUAGAUCUUUAGUUUUACCGCUUUUAUUGCCUCACCAUACAAGAGAAGAGAAAGGAUGUGGCAGUAGGUUGGAUAUAUUUGGCACAUGUUAGUUUUUCAGACAUCAGUAGACUUAAAGUGUCUUUUUUUUUAACCCAAAAUAAGGUUUCCUGAAUGUUCAUAUGCUGCCCCGAUUCACAAUGGUUUAAUGUAAUGCGACAUGUGUUAAGUAUACACACAGACACUGGUGUCUCUGAGUCUGAAGAGGCAGUAAAGGCAAUGAAGGGAGCAGAGGAAGGUGUGGAAACCUAAAGAGCAGUUCUACUAGUACGGAGUGUGUGUGCUGCCAUGGAAACUAGUUGAUGCCAAAACUGGACCAAUCACAAAGUAUUAAUGACAAAUAAAUCACUUAGAGGACCAAUACACAUCUAUGUAUGGUGCAAACAUACGUGUAGACACCCGAGGGAGUCGAGGAAUGCAUUUAUCCACACAGAGGAGAGCACAUCCAUGACUUAAGCACAUGCAACAAGCACACAACCUCUACAAAUGCACAGCCCAGUCCUUUACUCACAGCCUCUGCAAAUGAUACAUGUACAUUCAUGUAUUAUCUUGGUGCAGUGUCUGACUACGUUACUGUACCCCAGAAUUUUACCGCUGUAAUGAAGCUACAUUUUGAGUUUUCCUCAGAAACUAUGAGCUUUAGCACGUCUCUCAGAUACAGUCUCAGAAAUGUGAGGCGCUUCAGAUAUCUUCAGAUGUCAACUCUAUCAGCGUUUAAAACUUUUACUUGAUCUGCAAAUGUGUAAAUAACAUCAUGUUUCAAGUUUUUUGCCUUACUCAAUAAGCUUACAGUGAUUGCAACCUGCCUUUUUAGAUAUAUUCACUUUGAUAUGCAGAUCAUACUUUUUGUAAAUAGCCAAAAGCUGUAAACUAUGUUGUAUCUUGUACAGUGUAAAGUUGGGUUAUUGAAUAUUUUGUAAUAAAGACAAUAUUGAUGUAUAAAAUA